Messenger RNA from Entrophospora sp. SA101, 1054 nucleotides. The record is from the annotation of a GenBank genome assembly. NCBI's taxonomy places the organism in Eukaryota, Fungi, Glomeromycota, Glomeromycetes, Entrophosporales, Entrophosporaceae.
AUGGGUGUAUUACGUAAAUGCUACAGUCAACAGUCUCAAAUUCGUCUUUCUUUAUAUGAAGGCUUGAGUAAAUUGAUGGAUGAUAUUCAAGAUCUUAAUCCCGUUAUAUUUGAUCUAUUAUAUUUUCAAUUUCAACGAUUUUUGGAAAUGCAAACGGAUGUUCAUUUUACAGUUAAUUUAGAAACUUGUAUUGAAACCAAUAAUGGUACACCAAGCAUUGUUGAGCCUUUACCACGUUUAUUUUCUUGCUUAAGCAAAUCAAUAACUAGUUAUAAAAAAAAACAAAAUUCUGGACAAGAUGAAUUUGAUGAAUCGCAACUUUCAGAAUGUGUAAAUAAGUUGGAUUUAUUGGCUGAAUUUAGAAUUAACGAGGAUGCUGAUUAUAAAAUGGUAACUAAUGUGGGCAUCCAAAAUAACAUGUGUGCUUCUUUAUUACUUGGAUGUUAUGAGGCAUCAAUUGAAUAUAUUUUUUUUUCACGUGAAAAAAAUAAUGAUACUUCAAAUUUGAUAUUAAAAUUAUUUAAUAAAUAUUUGGAACUUUUUAUGAUCCUAAAAGAAAAAUCUGUAAAUGCUAGAGCACAUAAUAAAAUAUCUCAGAUUACAACAAAUUUUGAUCCAGGAGAUCAAUCAACAUUAAAAUAUUGCAUAUCAUUGGCUCAAGUGUUCAUGAAUGAAUUUAUUAAAAAAAACAAAGCAAACAUCAAUUGUUUACAAAUUGAUAAUAAAAAUCAAUCUAUACUUGCAACAGCAAUUGAAAGUUUUAUGUUAUUAUGUAAAGUAAUAUUGAAGUGUUGGCCGGAUAAACUGAUGGAUUUCUUGGAAAUGUCUUACCCAUCAGAUGAAAAAAAACUUAUAAUCACAUCAUUAAGUGAACAAAUACCACGAAUUAAAGAAGCAUCAGAAUUAUGCCAAAUAAUAACAUUAUUAUCAUCAUAUUUCACGUUUAACUCCAAUGAUAACCAAUCUAAAGGACACCAAGAAUUGAUCAUAUGGCUUAGAAUGUUAUGUAAAGAGCAUGCAAUUGAUAAUGUUGCUCUGACAAAAAUAAUUGUUA